Uranotaenia lowii is the source of this 1443-nucleotide messenger RNA. RefSeq lists its product as uncharacterized. Gene Ontology annotation, molecular function: nucleic acid binding. The transcript has 3 exons. The record is from RefSeq and is a predicted model, not a curated record. Gene Ontology annotation, biological process: DNA integration. NCBI's taxonomy places the organism in Eukaryota, Metazoa, Arthropoda, Insecta, Diptera, Culicidae. Bases 64 to 1020 code for a protein of 318 amino acids.
CAACGACUCACUCCUGGGCUGCGUCCAUUUAGUUUCGUCGGCAUAGACUAUUUCGGCCCAAUCAUGGUCACUGUUGGGAGGCGAUCGGAGAAACGAUGGGUAGCGCUGAUGACGUGUUUAACAACCAGAGCCGUGCACAUGGAGGUGGUCCAUAGUCUGAGCAGCCAAUCUUGCAUCAUGGCCAUCGAGAGGUUCACCGGCAUCCGAGGCACCCCCUUGGAGUUCUUCUCGGACAAUGGGACCAAUUUCCAGGCUGUGAGCAAGGAGUACGGAAAGCUGGGACUGCAAAUCGAUACCGCUUGUGCUGAUAGGUUUACUCGAGCUCGCACACGCUGGAGCUUCAACCCUCCCUCAGCCCCUCAUAUGGGAGGGAUAUGGGAGAGGCUCGUGAGAUCAACCAAGGAGGCGAUGAAGGCUCUGGACGACGGCCGACGACUAACCGACGAAGUGCUGCUAACCGUGUUGGCCAAAGCUGCGGAAAUGAUCAACUGUAGACCGCUGACGUACAUUCCCCAAGAGUCAUCGGAGGUGGAAGCUUUAACGCCAAAUCACUUCCUCCGAGGUUUUCCGUCCGGGGAACAUCAUCAGGUGGAGGAAACGGCCAAUCCUGCUGAAGCUUUACGGGACCAGUAUAAACGAGCACUCCAGCUAGCGGACAUCCUGUGGCAACGUUGGGUCAAAGAAUACGUGCCCUGUAUCGAUCAACCAACGAAGUGGCACGCCGACAGCCAACCGGUAGCGGAAGGUGACCUGGUGUACAUCGCCGAUGGUAACAGCAGGAAGACCUGGGUGCGAGGCGUGGUCCAGCAGAUCAUCCCUGGACGAGACGGAGUGAUUCGCAGAGCUGUGGUGCGUUUGGCGAAUGGGAAGGAGCUGCGUCGUCCGGUGAACAAGCUUGCGGUGUUGGAGAUUGGUGGUAAAUCCAGUCAGGCGAAGGACCCUGCACUAGAGUUACGGGCGGGGGCGAUGUUGGCACCGCUGGCAACCAUGGCCCGAACAGCGACGCCGCCGAACCAGUGAGCGCGGCGAAGUUCUGCCGCAUUUGUCAAAGUGACAGAAUCGACGGUUGGGGGCGAGAACAAUUUUUUCAGUUAGUCGAAAUUUUCCAAACGCAGUGCAUUGUUGCCCAAAAAAGCGCUAAUCUAAAAUUAGCAAAUUAUUUGUAUCGCGAGUAGUUUAGGUGGAGGAAAAAUUGUUGUUUUCACUACAAAAAUCGCGAGCCUAGCAGCAGGCAUUAUUUGCAAGGUGUUCGGAUAGGACGCACAAGAAGAAACCAUUUAAUUUUUGAGCUACGGCUUGAGCAUUGCUCCAAAAACCGGUUUUCUUUUCGUCCGAACAGUUUUUGCAUGGCGCAUUCAAUUUAAGGAACUGAUUGUUAUUUACAAUAGGUUAAGAAAAAAUAAUGAAAAAAAAUCAAUGUAAAAUUAUUCAGCACGAGUUUCU